AUGGAGAAGCGAAAAUGCAUGUCCGAUGAUGCCCAACAGGCUGCCGACCAGAGCAAAAAGCGUAAACAAGAUGAAGACACGGACGAAGAAUCCGAUCUGGAACCAUUAAACGAGAUAGAUCCAGAUGAUAUUACGGUGGCUAUUUUCUGCGCUCUUCCCUACGAAUCGGUUGCGGUCAAGUACAGCUUGGAUCAGGAAUUCCUCUGCCGUCCAAGGGCGUCAGGUCAAAAGAAAUAUGUUUAUUCCUUUGGUCGCAUCGGGGAGCAUAAAAUCGUCAUAGCUCGACCCCAUCAAAUGGGGCCUGUUAAGGCCGCCCAGUGUGCCGCGACAGUUUGCCAGCAGUUUCCCCAUGUCCGAUUUGCCCUCAUAGUUGGUAUCGGCGCCGGCAUUCCUCGUCUUCCCGAUCACGAUAUUCGCCUGGGUGAUAUCGCCGUUAGUAUUCCCAAAGAUGGCCAUCCUGGAGUACUGGAAUAUGAUUAUGGAAAGUACGAGCGAGAUGGUGCAUUUUCUCUCAAGGGAUGCCUUGAUAAACCUCCGCCUAUCUUAAUCAGCGCCGAUGGCUCCUUGGAAGAGGACGAGAUAAUGAACAGGAGCCCCCUUCGGUCAAUAUUACGGACUAUCACUAGACAAUGUGUAUUUAAGCGGCCAAGCAGUGACGAUAUUCUCUUCCACGAGAGCUUUCAUCACGUUAGUAAAGGAGAGGGCUGCGCUAGGUGUCUAGAUGUCGACGAUGAGAAGGUUUUGGAUCGUCCUGAGCGUGAUAAACCAAGGCUGCCGGUGGUCCAUCGAGGUUUGAUCCUUUCCGGAGGUGGCGUUAUUAAGAACCCCGAUGACCGCAAUCGAUUGCAGCGGGAUCAGAAAGACGCUAUUUGUUUCGAGAUGGAGGCGGCUGGCAUCGCAGACGAGAUUCCGUGCCUUGUUGUGCGGGGUAUAUGCGACUACGCCGAUACGCACAAGCAGGAUGAAUGGCAUUAUUAUGCCGCUGCCGUCGCUGCUGCCUAUGCCAAAGCUCUACUUCAGAAAUGUGAUUUUUCAGAAGUGGGAGGCACAAGGACCAUGAAGGAGACGAUGCAGGAUGUCGUGAAGGGUUUAAGUACUGUGACCAAGUCCGUCAAUGAACUUGCUCAGUUGACAGACAGCAACAUACAAGAAACGAAGCAUAAAGGCCUACUCGACUGGCUGACACCUGCCAACUAUGCUCUUCAGCAAAGCGACUUCCUUAGAAGACGGCAACCUGGAACUGGUCAAUGGCUCCUUGAUUCGAGUCAAUAUCAACACUGGUUGAAGAGCAGUAAGGCCACUUUGUUCUGCUCGGGGAUCCCAGGAGCAGGGAAGACAAUCCUCACGUCCAUCGUGGUAGACCACCUCAGCAACACCUUCACCAAAGGUUCUAAUGUUGGUGUUGCAUACUUGUACUGCAACUUUCGACGGCAACAGGAACAGACGCUUGAGCACUACCUGGCUAGUCUGUUAAAGCAGCUUACUCAAGAGCAAGAUUCUAUCUCAGUAUCUCUGCAAGAUCUCUAUGGCCGCCACAAGCACAAACACACGCAACCAUCAGUUGCCGAGCUCUCAGAAACUCUGCUUGAUCUUAUGGGUGCCUAUGAAAAAGUUUUCAUUGUUAUGGAUGCUCUGGAUGAGUGUACCACAAUAGGCGCAUGCAGAUCAAAGCUGCUAACAGAACUGUUUAACCUUCGAGAAAAGACCGAAACAAGAAUAUUUGCAACAUCUCGCGUGAAUGAUGACAUCUCCAAGGCCUUCCAUGGGGCCUUGACAAUUGAGAUUGAAGCCAGUGCGAAAGAUUUGGGGGCAUAUCUUGCCGGGCAGAUGCAACUACAACAAUCGGACAUAUUUGACACAGAUCUCCAGAAUAUGACAGUGUCUGAGAUUGUGAGAGCGGCUAACGGGAUGUUCUUGCUGGCUGAACUGCAUAUGAACACAGUCGUGGGUCUGCCUACAAAGGGGGACGUGAAGCAAGCCUUGCAAAAUCUUGCCAAGGGAGUAGAAGGAUUAGAUGAGACCUAUCAGCUGGCUAUGAGAAGGAUAGAAGACCAGGGCAAGGGCUACCGAGAGCUAGCCAAACAAAUCCUGGCAUGGAUUAUUCACGCGAAAAGGCCACUCUCCACGCAAGAGCUUCGACACGCGCUUGCGGUCAAGCCAGGGAUGACCACAAUGGACGAUGACUAUAUCCCCACAACCAGAAUCUUACGCUCCGUCUGUACUGGCCUAGUCACAGUCGAUGACGAGAGCGGCACCAUUCGCUUGGUGCAUUAUACGACGCAGCAGUAUUUCGAGCGGACAUGGACGAACUGGUUUCCCAGCGCGCAGAUCGACAUCACGACCAUAUGCGUUACUUAUCUUUCAUUCGAGGUUUUUCAAAGCGGAUACUGCACCACAUUAAGACAAUUCCAUCGUCGACUCCAGUCAAAUCCUCUAUACGACUACGCCGCUAUGAACUGGGGGUAUCAUGCUCGCGAAGUCUCAGAUCUCCCAAAAGCAGUUUUUGACUUUCUGAGGUGUGAGUCUCGGGUGGAGGCCGCGAGCCAGGUAAUAAUGAAAGCUAAGAGCUUUUUGGGAAGCGAUAUCAACGCGUCGCCAACGGGAAUGACUGGGCAUCACUUAGUGGCAUACUUUGGUGUUUUGAAAGUCCUGAACGAGCUUCUGGGCGGAUGUGAUCUUAAUAUUAAAGACGGCUAUGGUCGGACGCCACUUUCAUACGCUGCUGAGGAAGGAAACGAAGACGUGGUCGAGCUGCUCAUCAAGAAGAAUGUGGAUCUGAACGUCAAAGACGAGGAAGAUUGCGCUCCUCUUCUCCUAGCCGCAAAGGCUGGAAACCAUACCAUUGUGGAAAUAUUACUUGCAGAGGAGGGUGUUGAAGUGAACACGCGAGACAUUAAUGGUCAAACACCUUUGUCGCAGGCAGCAGAAAAUGGGUCUAAACUAGUGGUCAGGACACUCCUGGACAAAGAUGGGGUUGACAUCAACCUGCAAGAUAAAUACGGCCAAACACCGCUACUGUUGGCCGCGAGAAAUGGUCAUGAAGCCGUGGUACGGCUACUCAUCGACAAAAAUUCUAACCCCAAUGCCAAGGAUAUUGACGGUUGGACGCCACUGUCACUGGCGGCAAGAAACGGCCAUCAAGUGGUUGUCAAAACACUCCUUGCCAAAGCUGGUACCAACCCGGACACUAAAGACAAGUACGGCAGCACACCACUAUCACUUGCUGCAGAGAAUCAACAUGAAGAUGUGGUGGAUCUUCUGCUGGCAAACCCUAAUGUCGACCCAAACUCAAAAGAUGACAAGGGUUGGACACCGCUUUCACUCGUUGUGAGAAAUGGAUACGCCAGCAUUGUCAAACGCUUUCUGGCGGUGAGAGUUACAGAUCCUAAUGCGAGAGACCCCGAUAGCUUGACACCGCUGUUUCUAGCAGUAAACAAUGGAGACAUUGAAGUGGUGAAGUUGCUACUUUCGAGAGACGGGGUCAACGUGAAUGCGAGAGAUCAGUAUACUCAAACACCGUUGUUACUUGCCUCGAGAGAGGGAAACGAGGGGCUGGUAAAGCUGCUACUUGCACAUGAGAAAAUUGAUCCCAAUUUGAAAAAUGCAAGUGGCCGGACACCACUGCUUCUUGCCAUUGAAAAAAGCCAUGAGUCUGUGGUCAAGCUGCUACUAGAUGCGGAUGGAAUUGAUCUGGAGUUUGCCGAUAGGAAUCGCUGGACGGCACUCUCAUGGUGCGCUGCGCACGGGCUUUCAGAGGCGGUCGAAAAGCUUCUGGAGAAACGUAGCAUUAACCCUGAUUUGAGAGAUAGCUGCGGACAGACGCCUCUUUCGCUGGCUGCAGGGAACGGAAACGUUACAAUUGCAAAGAUGCUCCUCGAAACAAAGCAGGUCGACAUUGAUUCGAAAGAUAUUGAUGGUCAGACGCCGUUAUCACUUGCAGCAGAGUACGGGUACGAAUCUAUGGUAAAGCUACUACUUGCCUACGAUAGUAAAGGCCUUAACUUGCAAGACAACAGGAAAAGAACACCAAUAAUAAUGGCAAUCGAAAAUAACCAUGUGGCAGUUGUGAAGCAACUAUUAUCGCAUGGUGGCGUCAACCUGAACUCCAGCUACUACUAUGGCAUGGGGCUGCGAGAGCUGGCUUUAAAUAGAGGAUAUAAGGGCAUAGUACAGAUGCUAGAUGAAGUCGAUGCUUCAAGCUCCGUUGAACUGAAACCUCCAGUCACGUUCCCUAUCAGCAGGGAGCCAUGGGACAUCGCGGUGGAGGAGGAUUCACUUGCAACUGCCGGUAUCAAGUGUGACUCUGGUUCGAUCUAUGCCACUGGUUACUCGCGUUCGAAACUUGCCCAGCUUACCAAGGCAGCCAAGUCAUCCACCGUCUUCUCAUAG
Messenger RNA from Clonostachys byssicola, 4389 nucleotides. Lineage: Eukaryota; Fungi; Ascomycota; Sordariomycetes; Hypocreales; Bionectriaceae. The record is from the annotation of a GenBank genome assembly.